Messenger RNA from Trichoderma citrinoviride, 1107 nucleotides. RefSeq names its product DUF1769-domain-containing protein. NCBI's taxonomy places the organism in Eukaryota, Fungi, Ascomycota, Sordariomycetes, Hypocreales, Hypocreaceae. The record is from RefSeq and is a predicted model, not a curated record. Bases 1 to 1107 code for a protein of 368 amino acids. The transcript is spliced from 2 exons.
AUGAGAGUGACACGCACAGCCAAAGAGAAAUACAUCCUGCGAGUCACGGCGGGGCCGAGCUAUGACGAGAGCACGCAGGUCGAGGUCCCGGUGAACGAGGCCGCGCCGGUGCGCAUCAAGAGCGACCUUGCCGACAUCGAGCUCAAUGUGCGGAUACAGGACUACAAGGGGCUGCCGCGUGGCUCGCCGUCGACAUCGCCCUACUUUUCCACAGAGCCUCAUGCGAGCAACCAGGACCAGUACAGCAUCUCCUUCCGCUUCACGCCCCUCAAACCGGCUAGGUCAGAGAACGGAGAUGAUGCAGACGGCGCCGCCGCCUCGGGGAUCAGAGCGGCAGACUUGCAGUUCGGCAACGACUUUGAUCGGCCUAUCCGAGACAAGCUGCCGCCGGGCUUCAACUAUGCGAUGAACAUUGUCAAGUGGUGGAUCGAUCCCGGCCUCGAGGGCGAUGCCUACGCGGACAAGCCCUAUCUCUACGGCCCUGCGCUGAGUUCGUUCAACGUCGUAUCUGCCGGCCCUGGAGAGUUUGACGAGUCGAAGGGCGGCCUGUGGUUCGAGGAGGGAGGAAACGAUAGGGGCAAGAAGGUGCGCGAGAUGAACGGCGUGCCCAAGGAGAGCAAGCCGAGGAUGAAGUGGGCCUUGUCGGACGCGAACAAGGAGAAAUGGAUCUGGGAGUACGGCCAGACGUACGGCAUCGACUUCUUCAACCCGUACCUCGACUUUGCCAACAUGGCGUUGCGGUUGCCGGGGUUUCAGCUUUCGGUUGCAAAGUAUCUCGGUGCAGAGGCGUUGAGGAAUGACGGGCGGCUUGCACAUCAGCUGAGGUAUGUUCUUCGGAACAAGGCCACUGGGGAUGUAUAUCUGGUGAUUACCUUUGCGCUGUAUCUUGAAGAGUGCAUCAAUGAAGAUGGGACUGUGAAGACUGUAAAGGGAGCAAAUGGUACCACCAAUGGUCAUACCAACGGUCACACAAAUGGUCAUACUGACGGCCAUACUAACGGUCACGCCAAUGGUACGACGAAUGGGGGAUCCGAGGGCGCUCGUGGAGGCGGCGCCUCGCCAAAUGGCAGCGGAAGGGGAAGCCCAAACAAGGACGAUGUGGAUUAG